CACAGUGGAAGGCUGAACGCACACACACACGCGCGCGCAGAGGCGGCAGCAUGUCGAUCGUCAGCAUCGUUGCCAGGGAGAUCUUGGACUCCCGGGGAAACCCCACGGUGGAAGUGGACCUUCACACAGAAAAAGGUCUGUUCAGGGCUGCGGUGCCCAGCGGAGCGUCCACGGGCAUCUAUGAGGCUCUGGAGCUCCGGGAUGGGGACAAGAGUCGCUACAAGGGCAAAGGUGUUUUAAAGGCAGUCGGGCACAUCAAUGACACUCUGGGUCCGGCUCUUAUAGCUUCUGGCAUCAGCGUCGUGGAGCAGGAGCAGCUGGACAACAUGAUGAUCGAGAUGGAUGGCACAGAAAACAAAUCUCAGUUCGGAGCCAACGCCAUCCUGGGAGUAUCUCUGGCCAUCUGUAAGGCCGGCGCAGUGGAGAAAGACGUCCCCCUGUACCGCCACAUAGCCGACCUGGCCGGAAACACGGAGCUGGUGCUGCCAGUUCCCGCUUUUAAUGUGAUCAAUGGAGGAUCUCAUGCAGGAAACAAACUGGCCAUGCAGGAGUUCAUGGUUCUGCCAGUCGGAGCCGAGUCUUUCAAGGAGGCGUUGAGGAUAGGAGCAGAGCUCUACCACACGCUGAAGGGGGUGAUUCAGGAGAAAUACGGCCAAGAUGCCACCAACGUGGGCGACGAGGGAGGAUUUGCUCCCAACAUCCUGGAGAACAGCGAGGCUCUGGACCUGCUGCAGACGGCCAUCGAGAAGGCCGGUUUCACGGAUAAGGUGGUUGUUGGGAUGGACGUGGCCGCCUCGGAGUUUUACCGCGAGGGGAAAUACGACCUGGACUUCAAAUCGCCGCCGGAUUCCUCCAGACACAUCUCUGCCGAGGAGCUGGCCGACAUCUACCAGGGCUUCGUCAACAACUACCCAGUGGUGUCCAUCGAAGACCCGUUCGACCAGGACGACUGGGAGGCCUGGUCCCUUCUGACGGCCCAGGUGGGGAUCCAGGUGGUCGGGGACGACCUGACGGUGACCAACCCCAAGAGGAUAGAGAAGGCGGCCGAGGAGCGAGCCUGUAACUGUCUGCUGCUCAAAGUCAACCAGAUCGGAUCCGUCACCGAGGCCAUACAGGCGUGUAAACUGGCUCAGGCCAACGGCUGGGGUGUGAUGGUCAGCCAUCGCUCAGGAGAGACAGAGGACACCUUCAUCGCCGACCUGGUGGUGGGACUGUGCACCGGACAGAUUAAGACCGGCGCCCCCUGCAGAUCUGAGCGGCUGGCCAAGUACAACCAGCUGAUGAGGAUUGAGGAAGAGUUGGGUGACCAGGCUCGCUUUGCAGGGCAUAACUUCAGGAACCCCAGCGCCCUGUGAAACUGACCUGACAAACGAAUGAUGCACUAACACACACACACACACACACACACACACACAAAAUCACACAAGGAGUGAGCCAUGUUCAAAGAAAGUUCACACAUACUCAUGAAAAACACUCACAAACAAAAGAGCCAAGCAAAAAAAAAAAAAAAAAAAAGAGAGAAGAAAAAGAAAGAAAGAAUAAAUAAAUCAAUAAGAAUAAUUUAAUAAAUAACUUAUGCACUGGAUUUUAAGGUAGGGAGAAGAUACCGUAUGCAUUACACACUCACACAAAGAUUUAAUAACUAAGCCGAUGCAACACGCGCUAAUGCACAUGCAGGGGAAAUACCAUAAAAAUCUAAUAUUUAUAAGCCAGACAUGCACUGUUACUGUAGUUUUAAAGGAUUAGUUUGUGUACAGCCAGAGGUCGGAGCUGCAAAAAUAAUAUAAAAAAAAGACUAAUAAUGUAAAAAUAAAAAAGAGAGUGAAAGACAAUACUCGUAGAGAUAUAUUAGACUAAUGUAGAGUGAUGCACGCAACUGAAAGAGAUGAACCUGCAGCACCAAAAGAGGACGAUGCACUGGCAGAAAGCAGCAGCUUCAGGGACUGAGUGACAAACAAUAGAAACACACACUGUAACACCUGGACACUCACAACACUCAGCUGUGUCACACCACUCUCACCUGGACACUCCAGCACCUGCACUCCUCCUCCUGCUCCUCACCUCUCACUUCUCUUCUCGUCCUGUGUCUGUUUCUCAGUUUUCGGGUUGCUCCUUCCCCCCCCCCCCCCCUUUUGCCCGGAUAUGUGGUUGGUUCAGAUUAUUUGUCCUUCAUGCUUGAACUCCCUCUUCUGUCUUUAAGAACCAAAAAAAAAAAAAAAAAAAAGGUUUUAAAAAGAUCUACUAAACCUUUGUUCCUUCGUUUCCUUCUGAAUGUCCAUAGAAUAGCUGUGUUGAAAAAAAAAGAAAAGAUGAAAGUGAUUUAAAAAUAAUAAAAGAUUAACAGAAUGCUUGUCAUUGAAAAUAAUGUGAACAUAUGUGAAAUAAAAAAGAU
Salarias fasciatus (jewelled blenny) is the source of this 2392-nucleotide messenger RNA. RefSeq names its product gamma-enolase-like. Lineage: Eukaryota; Metazoa; Chordata; Actinopteri; Blenniiformes; Blenniidae. Gene Ontology annotation, cellular component: phosphopyruvate hydratase complex. Gene Ontology annotation, molecular function: magnesium ion binding; phosphopyruvate hydratase activity. The coding region runs from base 51 to 1355 and encodes 434 amino acids. Gene Ontology annotation, biological process: glycolytic process. The record is from RefSeq and is a predicted model, not a curated record. The transcript is spliced from 13 exons.